AUGGCUACAACACUUUCACUUUCCUUCUCCUUAGACCCUCAAAACCGCUUCAACAUCAUCACCACCACCACCAAAACGACUCGUCGUUUUACAUUCUCAUCUCUUCCUCAUAGAAAACCCCUAAUCCCAAAUCCCCACUUCAAACUCUCAUCUUCUUCCCAUUCCCAAUCCCAAACCCUAACCGAACCCAUCAUUCAAACAGGUAAAUUCCUCACAAACGACGAACUUGACAAACUCCAAUUCCUCUCCUCCUUCCUCUACUCACAGCAACUCGAAUCCGGUACGGUUUGGGUUCGAGUCAUGAGAGACAACGAAGUGGAUCCCAUUGUGUGUUUACUCGCGGAUUCGUUUUCGGAAUCGAUGAUGUUUCCGAAAGGAUAUAUCAAUGUGUUGAGGUUUCUUGUGAAACGGUAUUUGGUUGAGCGAAGGAGUUCGAUGCUGCAUAUGGCGACGCUGGUUGGGUUUUAUAGAGGGGUUGUUGAUGGGGAAGAUGGAGAAAUGCAGUUGGCGGGGACUGUUGAGAUUUCUUUUGAUAAAAAUGGUGCUAAUGCUUCGAUUCCUUCGCCUACUCCUCCGAGGGAUUCUCCUUACAUUUGUAACAUGGCUGUGGAUAAAUCUCUCAGAAGGUAA
This is a messenger RNA of Lathyrus oleraceus (garden pea), 630 nucleotides long. RefSeq lists its product as uncharacterized. Bases 1 to 630 code for a protein of 209 amino acids. The transcript has a single exon. The record is from RefSeq and is a predicted model, not a curated record. Lineage: Eukaryota; Viridiplantae; Streptophyta; Magnoliopsida; Fabales; Fabaceae.